UGGAGUUACGACUCAAACCCCGUGAUCGCUCAUUUUUAUAUAUACACGAGGGAGGGGAAAAGCGUUUCCAUAGAGAGAAAAAAUAUCACAGCCCUCUUAAUAACAAUAAAAGAAAAGAGAGGGUGCAGAAGUUGAGGGGAAGGCGCUGAUGUCUCUCUGCUCGGAGUGAGAGCCGCACGCAGCAGCCCCUUCCCAUCCCAGCACCGAGGACUGCCAGGCCACCAUCAUGCCCCACACCAAGCUGUUGCUCCUCCUCGCCCUCCUCUGUGCCACAGAAACCAGCAGGGCCUUCCGCCUCUACAACGCUGCCUCCAUUUUCAGCUGCCUCAACGCGGCCAUCACCGAGGCCCAGAAGAGCCUCCCAGAGGAAAACACCGUCUUGGACAAGCGUGGCUAUGACUACCAUCCAGCAGAGGAAGCAUCCGAGGAGGAGGAGGAGGCAGAGGAAGAGAGAGGGAAAAGGACAUUCCCAGGGGAAGGCCAUUACAAAUACACCUCCCAGGCGCAGGUGAAGGGGAAGACCUACCAAAACCGUGCCAAAAGCGACCGCCGCACCAAGGUCACCCUGUCCCUCGACGUCCCCACCAACAUCAUGAAUAUCCUCUUCAACAUCGCCAAAGCCAAAAACUUGCGGGCGAAGGCUGCUGCCAAUGCACACCUCAUGGCCCAAAUUGGGCGGCGGAAGUGAUGCUCGCGGGGCAGGGGUUGACUUGGAGCAGGGAUGGCCACACGGGGCCAACACCUGGCCCCAACCUGCUGGUUGGAGAGGACUGACAGCCGUGUAUGAUAUCAGUGUUGUAUAUUUUUGACCCAUAGAGCUACCUAACUUUCAUAUCUCUUCUUCCUCCUCCUUUCCUUCCCAAUCUCCCCUAUUCCUUCUCCUGGACAUUUCCAUGUGUGGGGAAGAGGGUGGUGUCCUCAGCAGGGCAGGGGGACAUGUUGUUUUGGAAAGGUCCCUAUUAAAGCUACAAUCUGUUGAGUUUCCAAUGCUUGGUUCUCCCAUCACCUCCAGCAGCUGCUCAUUCAGGUCCAUAGCCUUUGUAAAAGCUCCCUUUCCUACAACAGCCCUGGUCACGCUCUCACUCAAGUCUCCAAACACGAUUGUCCCCAUACACAGUCACAACUAUAUUGGGAAGGGAAAACCUUGAUUGGUAAGAGGAUCAUGCCCCAUACCUGCAGACAUUCAAGGUCAAGCUAGAGACGAUUCUGAGCAACCUGAUCCAGCUGUAGAUGUCCCUAUUCAUUGCCAGGGAAUUGGACUAGAUGACAUUUAAGGGUCCCUUCCAACUCAAAUGAUUCUCUGACUAUGAUCUCCAGAGAGAUUUCACAAUUUCUCCUACUGGGAAUGCUAGAUUUCAGGUUAUUUUGCAACUACUCUUUUCCCUGCCAAAACCUUCAUCCAAGAAACCAUCACCUUUCAUCCAAAUGAUCAUUUAUAAGCAACCACAGAAUGCAGCAUGGCUUUGCCUCUCUCUCACAGCUUAAGGUGAGUUUGGACCCCAAGAGUCAUGGAUCACUAACCAGCCACUCCAGACCCACCUGCAGGGCUGUCCGUGUUGUCCAUUCUACCCCCAUCCACAUCCCCACCAUCCAUGCAGAUCCAGAGGCUUCAUUUUCAAGGUAUAUUCCUGGCCAAACCAUCCCUGCUCACCCUGAUUCCCUUCACCCACUCUCCAUCAAGCCAGAGAUCAUCAAGCACCCGCUUUACUUUGGGCUAUAUAUCCCUUCCUCUCAAUCCCCUUCUCUCUUCACCUCACAGCCCAGUUCCAAGAUGAAACCCUCUCCUGACCUCCAUACCAGCACGUGGAGAGGAAACUGGGAGAUGGAGAGAAAUUUGGCCCUCUUCCUCCAGAAGAAAUUUACCAAGAGCAGCAAAACAGUUCCCACCAAUCCCAUCCAUGUCAUAGCUACAGGGAACACCAGGUGGGAUAUUACGGAGGACAGGUCUUUGGUUGAAGGGCUGGCAGAUAGAUCCACAAGCCAUUUGCAAGGACAUAGCUGGAGGCAAGACAGCUGAAUUCAUGCCCAGAGAGACCACGGCUGGGCAGCCAAGGGUCCUAGCUGACCCCCAGCCCAGGGCCUUAGAACUGGAAGUUGACCAAAAAGCAAAAAUCAAAUAAAUAUACCAAUCCUCCAGCAUCUUCCCCUCCUAACACACAUUUCCAACAGAAAACACACCAACGUGCCCACAGCAUCUCUGUGCAGUGACCCCCUCCUGCCUGCACCCUGGAGCUGAGGAUGGACCGGUGAGCUUAUUCUAUAGCAUUAGUCUAUACGGAUCUUUCCAUAAAAAUCUACAUAGCUUUAUGCAUUUUACAGCCCAGCAACCUACAUAUCCAUCCCCCACGAGUAUAUUGAGCUGUUCAGUGCUACACAGUGGUUGUGCCCAUUUUACAGCUGGAAAAUCGAGAGACGCUCACACACAUCUCACUGGACAAAGCAAGGUCAGAUAUGCUCUUGUCCCUUUGUAGAUUUGGCCAGAGAUGUCCCAAGGCUGUCCAGGCUGUCUUUCCAAAGCAUAGGGUUGUCUACAGGUGUCUACACGUGUAUGCCAGCACCAGACCAUGACUACAAGCUCAAAGCUGAGCCAGGGACAGCAGAUAGCAGCUGACGGCAAGUGAUGGGGAAAGCAGAGAUCCUCCCUCUUCAGCUGCAUCCCUGUGGGGGACUCACCCACAGCCAGCACCGGUUUGGACAAAUCUUUCCAAAAUUAAUCCUCCUUCUUAGCCUCUGCCAAGCGAGGCUGGAGGCUGGUCAGAGGGGCCAAGAGGGAGGCAAAGGUCAGAGGAGCCGGAUUUCCCAAGGAAGUGGGAUAGAAAUAGGAGCGCUGAAAUCUCCAUCAGCCACCACCUGGUUCUGGCAGCAACUGGAGCCAAGGCUUAGGAAGGACAGCACUGACUUUCAGACAGCGGUUUCCUAAAAGCGGGGUGAGGAUUCAGUCUUUCCUGCCACACUUUGUGCAGGGAUGGAACACAAUUUCAGGUAUUGCAUUCAAAAGGUAUUGAUUGCACUUUGCUGUGCAGUCAAGUGUGGGUCUACUCUGACCAUCAUAUCCUUCUGUUUUUACUGUCGGCUCCCUUUCAGCCUCUACAUAAUCCUUUCCCCCAGGCAUCCCCUGGCCUCCAGGACCCCCCUCACCCUCCUUCUCCUCCUCCACAUGCCAAUGCUCCUUUAUCAUAUAAAUGCAAACCAGAGAUAUUGCAGGGAUGUUGGCAAUUCCCCAAGGACAGUAGGUCCUGAAUUCCUUCCCGGAACCCCAUGCCCAUCUGGCUGAGGAAGGAAUUCAGGCAGUAUAAUGUAAUGAGCAUCGAGUAUCUGGCCAAAAAUACCCUCCUGCUGUAUGGGAAGGUGCCCGUGUUCACAUCUAUGAGGUCUUGGCUGGGGAAAAAAACAAGCUGAUUUCCAGUUGUGACCACAAAAGGUGUAUCCCAUGUAUCCCAUAUAUCCAGAAGAUAAAGUACCAGAAACACAGAACACCAGGGGCAUAGGGACCUUCUAUAGUGAUACAUCAGAAGCCACCACCGGCGUUUCCUUCCCUGCCCCUGAGAUGUCUCAUCUUGUUCUGAGAUGUCCUAUCCUACCUUUGAGAUGUCCCAUUUUGUUCCAGGUUGACCUCUCCUCCUCUUUGUAUGCCCUACCCUGCACUUGCAAUGCGCCAUCCCAUACAUGAGUUGUUCUGUUCCACUCCUCUAUGCCCUAUCCUGCCACUGGGAUGUCCUGUGCUAUUUUGAGCUGGGCCAGGAGGGGCUGUGACCAGGGACAGAGCCAACCCCAGCAGCCCACACGGAUCCCCUGCAUCACAUCUGGUGACAUGGGCAUGGAGCACAUCAGGUGCAAAAGUCAACCCCUCUCUCUUGAGAAGGAUGAGAAACUCCCUCACUCUUACCAAGAACCUACAACUUCAAGAACCUGUCCUCUUCCCUUGCUGCCAGUGCCACAUCCUGGCCACUCUUUGAGGAAAACCAGAGUUUUUUGGGAGACACAGAGCUGCUUAGCCUCCCCAUCACACCUCAUUUUCUGCUCUCCCCCUUUCAUAGGCCCCAACACCCAGGGGUGCACCCAGAAAGGGUGGUGAGAUGGGGGCUCACAAAAUCACAGUACUACAGGGUUUAGAAGGGACCUCUAAAGAUCAUUGAGUUCAACCCCCUGCUAAAGCAGAUUCCCUACAGUAGGUAACCCCACAGUUGGGUUGACCAAACUAUGUUCGGGGGACCAUACAAUAAGGUUUAGUAGCCUUCAUAGGGUCAGUCCCCACACCUUGGUGUACUUCACAUUUUAAAACUUGUGUUACUAGCCUCUGGA
Centrocercus urophasianus (Greater sage-grouse) is the source of this 4302-nucleotide messenger RNA. It is a transcript of the gene UCN3, whose product is annotated as urocortin 3. Gene Ontology annotation, cellular component: extracellular region. The coding region runs from base 227 to 688 and encodes 153 amino acids. Gene Ontology annotation, molecular function: corticotropin-releasing hormone receptor 2 binding; hormone activity. The record is from RefSeq and is a predicted model, not a curated record. NCBI's taxonomy places the organism in Eukaryota, Metazoa, Chordata, Aves, Galliformes, Phasianidae. The transcript has 2 exons. Gene Ontology annotation, biological process: hormone-mediated signaling pathway; cellular response to nutrient levels; adenylate cyclase-activating G protein-coupled receptor signaling pathway.